AUGGAGGUAAAGACCGUCAAAGAUGCAUUUGAUCGUGUUGCUAAAAAGCAGAAACUUUCCUGUAGCAAAACUCAAGAAACCGUAGAUAGGCUGUCUCGAGAAAUCGAGAAGGCGUUGAACGCGAUACAGGAACCUACUACAGACACAGAUAAUCCGCUCCUUCAUAAAUCUUUAGUCUCUGACCUGAAGAAAACGGUUCAGGAGAUUGCUCCAAGCAAUCAACUUGAAGCCGCUCAUAAAGAACUAAACGUUGCUCUGAGCAAAUACCCGAAAGUUCUGGAGAAAACUCUGAAUUCGGACAUAUCAAAGGCUUACAGAAACGUCGAGUUUGAUCUCCAUACGGUUCACCAGAUAAUAGCUAGUUUUUUCUACGGGCAAGGCUUGUUCGACAUCGGCGACUGUUUCAUUUCCGAGACUGGUGAGCCUGAAUCUUCUGCUAGAGAAUCAUUCAUGGAAAUGUAUCUUAUACUAAAAGCGCUGAAAAGACGAGAUCUUGGACCAGCUCUUAACUGGGCAGCCUCAAACUCGGACAAGCUAGAGCAAGCAAACUCAGAUCUCGAGAUGAAACUUCACAGCCUUCACUUCCUGAAAAUAGCACAAGACAAGAAAUCUUUAGAUGCUGUCAACUACGCGAGAAAGCACAUCCCUAUAUAUUCAGAUAGAGGUCUCCAGAAACUCAUGUGCUCUCUCUUAUGGAAUGGAAACCUCGAUAAAUCUCCAUACGCAGGGUUCCUCUCACCCACAUUAUGGACCAAAGCAGUCAAGGAACUUACCCGACAAUACUGCAACCUACUCGGUGAAUCACCAGAGAGCCCGUUAAGCGUAACAGUUGCAGCGGGUUCACAAGCUUUACCGCCGUUACUGAAAUACAUGAACCUGAUGGUUAAUAAGAAACAAGAGUGGCAAACAAUGGAGCAACUUCCUAUACCUGUGGAACUCUCUGAAGAGUUUCAGUUCCACUCGGUAUUUGUCUGUCCCGUAACCAAAGAACAGUCUAGAGAAGAUAACCCUCCGAUGAGAUUGUGUUGCGGUCAUGUCCUUUGCAAGCAGUCAAUCAACAGAAUGUCGAAGAAUGGAUCAAAGUCCUUCAAGUGUCCUUAUUGUCCAUCGGAUAUAGAUGCUUCGCAAUGUAGGCAAUUGUAUUUUUAG
Molecule: messenger RNA, 1149 nt
Organism: Arabis nemorensis
Lineage: Eukaryota; Viridiplantae; Streptophyta; Magnoliopsida; Brassicales; Brassicaceae
Source: the annotation of a GenBank genome assembly